AGAUAGCUAGAAAUACAGAUAGUCUCUAGGAUAUAAUGAUUUAAAUGUUUUCCCUCUUUAUUUUAAAGCAUCUCGCUCAGUUACACACCCACAUUACACACACUCGUCGUGAGCGCGCACCACUCAGUCUGCAAACUUUGGCUCGCUGACUUUUACAGCGCGGCAGAGGCGUCAGAUAGGAACUAGUAAACUAUGCGGGAUAUUUCUCUGUGACUGAAUAGAAUUUAUUUACUCCACGGCGAGACGUCUUGGCGACAAGUUCGGCGCCUGCGAUCUGAGGUUUGACCGUGAACGGAGCUAUAUUACCCUCCACCUGCGCUCCAUUGUUUGGAGUUUUGCUGUCGGUAUCUGCGGGCGCGUAACUUUCAGAAGAACACAAACACUUUUGGAUUUUGGGCCACUUUGGCACAAGACGGGAUAUCGUGUGCAUAGCAGUCGACAAGUGGCUCUUGGAGGAGGGAGAUUAUAAAAGCCUGAAGUUGGAAAGUUAGUUUUGACUAAAGCAAAUUCUGGCGACAUAUUUUAAGUAGCUUAAUCUUCGUUAACUUGAGCCACUGGCAGGUGAAGAGGGCAUUUAGCCUACUGAGUUGUUUAAAGGGUCUAUGAGUUUGCUAUCACCAUGAGAGGACCAGUGGUUUUCCAGAUGUGGAUGAUUUUAUUGUUGGGGACCAUAGCCGGAGUCGGGAGGGCUCAGGUCUCCACCGUCAAAGUGAUAAGGGGCAACUCCAGGAGAGACGACUUGUUCCGCAAAGAGGAAAACGCCACAGUAACGCCAUCAGGUGGAGUCAUCCACAGCCCACGCUACCCCAACUCUUACCCCCGGAAUCUGCUGUUGUCAUGGAAACUGCUGUCACCACCAGGGAGUCGCAUUCACCUGGAGUUUGAUGGACACUUUGGCUUGGAGGAGGCUGAGAAUGGAGUGUGCAGGUAUGACUUUGUUGAAGUGGAGGACCAAUCAGAGACCAGCACUAUAAUUUGGGGUCGCUGGUGUGGGCAGAAGGCACCAUCUAGCCUCAACUCCAAAACCAACACUCUCAGAGUGACCUUCAAGUCUGAUGAUUACUUUGUUGCAAAGCCGGGAUUCAAGGUCUACUACUCACUGCUGUAUGACUCUCCUCUGCCUGCAUCCAAUACCAACUGGGAGGCUGUCACUCUGCCCAUGUCGAACACUGGUGGAGGGCAGGUGCCAGUGGCAGUCACAGAGGUUCCUUUGUCAUUGGAAGAUCUGGACCGGACCAUAGCUGCCUUUGACACUGUAGAACAGCUUCUGAGAUCCCUGAGCCCAGACACCUGGAAGCAGGACCUGGACAGCAUCUACACUCAAACACACAUACAUUAUAGAUCCAGGGCCUAUCAUCUGGCAAGCAGACAUAAUAAAAUUGAUCUGAACCGUCUCAAUGACGACGUCAAGCGGUACAGCUGUACUCCUCGCAACUACUCUGUAAACCUGCGCGAGGAGCUGAGGGCCACCAACGCCGUCUUCUUCCCUCGAUGUCUGCUGGUCAAGCGCUGUGGAGGCAACUGUGGCUGCGGAACCAAUAACUGGAACAGCGGCUGUACCUGUCAAGCCUCCAAGACCACACUCAAACUACAUGAGGUGCUGAAGUACGCCCCAGAGGUCACUCUGCAUCAGCGCUUUCGGAAGCCACGGGUGCAAUGGGUCAUAGAUGAGAUCUUCCUCACACACCAUGAAAAAUGCCAGUGUGUGUGUCCCUCCCAGCCCCCACGCUGAGACACUCAGACUGGCACACGCAUCUGGAAGUAUUGGACAGACUUCAUAUAAUAAAUAACAGCAACGCAGACACACAUGCGGCAAAGAAGGCAACAAUUUGACUGGCAAACUGCAGCUCCUAUCAUACAUAAUGACAUUUGUUCUUGUAAGUAAACCACCUGGCUCCCUUUGUACACAAUGCAUACAUCUUUCUGGCCAAACAUGUUUGUUAUUGAACUUUAAUGUAAGUUGAUCUAGUCUAAAUCUACCAUGUUUACACCACAUUUAAACAUUAAUUGUGCACCAAACAGUGGCUCUUCUCCAGAGGAAUUCACUUUCAAUUUAAUCAAAAAGUUUUUUACCUCCAAAAUCUAAAUACUGAAAAAAAAAUUUAGAAUAAAAAAAAUGACCAUACCACAUUAGAAUGAAACAACACCAAUAUUGUAUCAAACUUGAAAGAGUUUAAUGGAUGCCAACUUGAUUGGAGUGAAGUUUAAUUGACUCCAACCGCUGUGUAAACAAUUGUUUUUAUUCCUAUUUCUUGUGUAUGUAUUUGAGUUUCUUUGUGUUAUAUUAGGACUGUUUCUAAAAAAAAAAAAAAAAACCUUCAGGCACUUCUUCCGCCAGGAGCAUGCUGAGAUGAGGGAGCACGAGACAGGAGGAGCGAGAGAGAGGGGUUGGAGGAAGUGUUAAUCAAAAUAACACUUUAUCUUGAUGUGAAAUUACGCUAACCUCAACCCUCCCUGCCCUCUCACACACAUACCUAAAAUAAAAACUAGUUAUUUACUGAAUUUUCCGCUGCUCUGUUUUUCAGCGAAGCCCCUUUUGUUCUGUACACAUUCCUGUCUGCAUGUAUUCUCGCUUCCUUUCGUCUUUCCAUCCGUACACUUCCUGCUCCUUUUCUUUCCUCCUCACUGACUCUCCCUCUCUCUCUCCCUUCGUCACUCACUCUCUUAAUACAUCAAAGGAGACGUGAGAUCAGGCCGCUGCGCUCUGCCCAGUUUUCUGAGCGUUCCUGGCAUUCCAACUGCUAACAGGAAUUCUGCUGCUGCAGAUAAAACCGCGAUCCUCAGUCCCUGAAAACACAUAAGAGGAAAGGGGGAGAGAUACUUCAGGAUGAGAGACGGAGAGGUUUUUAGGAGAGGUGACUGACAGAAAAGGGACAAUCAAGCCGCCUAUUUGUAGAUUAGCACUGCUCCUGGAUGAGAGCCACUUUCAAGAUACAACCCGUGAAAGAUUGCAGCAGCUUCAGCAAUUUCAAUCAGCACAUUCAUGCUUUCAGCUCGCCUGAUUUUUUGUGCUUCAUGAAGAUGCUCAUACGUAUCAUAAUCUGACCUACUAUUUUGCACACCAGUGAAAAAGAGAUCUGUGGGAAUUAGAGUAAUGUUCUUGGUCUCUACUGAAAAUACAACUGAUACUUUAGUGUGUGUGUGUGUGUGUGUGUGUGUGUGUGUGUGUGUGUGUGUGUGUGUGUGUGUGUUUUUGCCUGUAACAGCUCAGGAAGAGGUCCUUUUGUUUAAGGGGUGGAGGGUUACCAACAGUCUGUGAGAGCUGGCAGCAGAUACAAGCAUGUGAACAGUCGACAUGUGACUGCAUGCAAGAGUGUGUGUGACUGCGUGCAAGAGUGUGUGUGUGUGGUGUGUGGAUAGAGUAUUCAAAGCAACAGAGCAUGAAUUUAUACUAACUGCUUAUCAUUUCCAUACACACACGACCCAGCUGCGAGAAAUAAGGACACUGUCAUCUCUCCAUCAUGACCGCCCCUCCUCCCCAUGUGUCCCACCAUCGCAGGCCCUAGUUUUACAGGCUAGAUUUAUACAGAGAAAAUGGGAUUUUACACACUACUUUUGUUCUAAAGGCAGACAAAAACAGAAUAAACCGGACAUUGACACGAUUCCUCAGUCACAGUGAAACCAGAUCAUCUGUGUUCUGGCAUAGGUUGUGUGUGCGCAUGUGUGUACCGUGAGUCAAGGGUGUUAUUUGGCAGGUGUGGAAUUCAAAACACAACCGGACACACACAAAAGUGUGGUCCGGUUGUGCGGUACUGACAUUCCAAGUAAUUUAUCACAGACACCAUCCACACACAUACAGACAGUUGUCUUUGGCAGUAGUUCGUCUAAGAAAGCAGCCGCACUGUGCUGUCAAGCUUUUGUCUUCUGGUCUCUUGCAAAGUAUGCUCUCAUUCCUGUGUGCUGCAUUUUGAAACACAAAGAUAUACACUAAGCUCAUACAGAGUUGGCGAUUUGAUUGAAUUUCACAAAGGACGGUUGGCAGGUAAAUUACCCCUUUUUAUUUUCAGUAGCAAACGAGCCAGAUGGUGAUUAGGUAACGUGUCAUUUCCAAGAUGCUUUGCUGCAAAGUGUGUAGUUACUGUACCCAUGAUUUUGUCAGAGCUUGUAUGAAAUCUGCUGCCAACAGGAUAUGUAUAGCAAAUGUAUGUAUUGUAAAUGUAUGUGAGGGGGGUGUGUGUGUGCGUGCACGUGUGUGCAUCCUGUGUCUGCCAGUUUGCUGGUGUUAUCAGCACAUUCCAUUGUUGCAUGCUCCAAAGUGACAUUCCUCUUUUUCCUCAUGACUGGUUUGUUUUCUCCUCCAAUUCUUUACAAUAGAAUGCUACAUUUCACCGUCAGACAUUUAAAACUGAUGUUUGGAUUUUUUUUGUUGGUUUAGUCACAUCAACUGCUGUACGAGCACAAAAAAACCCCACACAUUAGACCUUUGAGGAAAUUUCGGACAAUCAUGCUUUCAAUAAGAUUUGGUCCAGAGUUUCAGCUUCCCCUCUGAGGAUUGUGGGGAUUGUCAUAUUUUCAACUCAGAGAAAAGUUGUUGGUUUUAGCAAAGCCCUGCUUUGCCGAAUUCAGAAAAAUAUUCAUGAUAAAACUGUAUGCUUUACUUAAAUAAUUUAUUGUGUCUUUCUCUAUAGUUUUAUUGAAAAUAUCAGCAGAUUGGUCUUGAUAAAUAAAGUGUUCCUAUCA
Messenger RNA from Micropterus salmoides (largemouth bass), 4680 nucleotides. It is a transcript of the gene pdgfd, whose product is annotated as platelet derived growth factor d. The transcript has 7 exons. Gene Ontology annotation, biological process: positive regulation of ERK1 and ERK2 cascade; positive regulation of MAP kinase activity; positive regulation of cell migration. Gene Ontology annotation, molecular function: growth factor activity; platelet-derived growth factor receptor binding. Lineage: Eukaryota; Metazoa; Chordata; Actinopteri; Centrarchiformes; Centrarchidae. Gene Ontology annotation, cellular component: membrane. Bases 620 to 1732 code for a protein of 370 amino acids. The record is from RefSeq and is a predicted model, not a curated record.